AUGGUGGGCAAUGCGGACGUUAAGCAGCCUCAACUACACGCCAAAAGAUCAACUUUGGAGGACAGCCCUUUUUUCUUGUUUAUCGAUACCCUCGACGGCCUAGUCGAGCUGCUAGAAGGUCUAGCUGAACUUCCUGCUUGGCCCCCCUCUCUUUUCAUCGACCUUGAGGGUGUGAACCUUUCUCGACACGGCACCACCUCUGUACUUCAAAUUUUUGUUUCCUCGACACAAAAAACAUUUCUCGUCGAUAUCCUCUCCCUCAAGGACAAGGCUUUCUCUCAUUCCACUUCGGAUGGCUCAACCUUACGUUCCAUUCUUGAAUCGCCAUCUAUUUCAAAAGUUUUCUUUGAUGUGCGUAAUGACUCAGACGCCCUGUUCAGCCAAUAUGGGAUAGAAUUGGCUGGAGUACAAGACCUUCAGUUGAUGGAGCUUGCAACGCGCAAGUGCAUUGAACACGAUGCUCCGAUGACCAUAAGUGGGAGAGCAAGAUGGAAAGCGUGUAAAGACGGGGGACGGAAACUUUUUGCUCCAGAAUGUGGCGGUUCUUAUGAGGUGUUCAUCAUCCGCCCACUAUCAGCCGAAAUCAUGCAGUACUGUGCGCAGGAUGUCCGACUUUUGCCCAAAUUAUGGCAUAAAUACUACCAACGGAUGACUCCAAGUUGGAGACGGAAGGUGGAGGAAGAGGUAAAGAACCGUAUCGAACUUUCUAAGUCCGCAACCUAUAAUGGCAAGGGAAGACAUAUGGCGCUAGCACCCAAAGGGUGGUCGUGA
Messenger RNA from Aspergillus welwitschiae, 771 nucleotides. Its product is annotated as exonuclease. Bases 1 to 771 code for a protein of 256 amino acids. Gene Ontology annotation, molecular function: nucleic acid binding; 3'-5' exonuclease activity. Gene Ontology annotation, biological process: nucleobase-containing compound metabolic process. The transcript is spliced from 3 exons. The record is from RefSeq and is a predicted model, not a curated record. NCBI's taxonomy places the organism in Eukaryota, Fungi, Ascomycota, Eurotiomycetes, Eurotiales, Aspergillaceae.